Molecule: messenger RNA, 1488 nt
Organism: Fusarium vanettenii 77-13-4
Lineage: Eukaryota; Fungi; Ascomycota; Sordariomycetes; Hypocreales; Nectriaceae
Exons: 4
Coding region: 1-1488 (495 amino acids)
Biological process (GO): thiamine metabolic process
Molecular function (GO): ribonucleoside triphosphate phosphatase activity
Source: RefSeq, a predicted model, not a curated record
AUGACUACCCAGAACCUCAUUGUUGUCAUCGGAGCCACGGGAGGCCAAGGAGGCUCCGUCGUCGACACUUUUCUCAAUGAACCUAAUUGGCGAGUCCGAGGCAUCACCCGCAGCUCGUCAAGCCCGAAAGCAGAAGCUCUUAAAGGCCGUGGAGUCGACGUCGUCCAAGCCAACCUAGACGAUGCCGCCUCUCUCGUCCCUGCUUUUGAAGGUGCCAAUGCUAUUUUUCUCGUUAGCGAUUUCUGGGCCAUCUAUAACGAGCUGUCCGAGAAACCCAACGCACACCCUGGGAAGUCGCUUAACGAGCAGGCCAAGGAGCGGGAGACGCAGCAGCUCAACAAUGCUAUUGACGUAGCUGCUAAACUCUGCAGCCUGAGCCGCUUGGUGAUCUCGUCGCUUCCACAUGUGGCGAAACUGACCGGCGGCAAAUACACCCACGUGUACCAUUAUGAAUCCAAGGCCGACGCGGAGGACUAUGCGAAGGAGAAGUACCCGGAUCUGUGGUCCAAGAUUAGCAUCUUCAAGGCUGGCUUCUUCUUGAGCAAUUUCACGGAUCACCCAAUGUCUCAGCCGACCAAGAAGGAAGAUGGCAGUGUUGAAUUCGUGUCCAACCUAAACCCCGACGCCAAAUUUCCCUUCAUCGUGCAAGACGAGGACACUGGACCGAUUGUCAAGGCUCUGAUCAACGAGGCACCGGGAAAGAGCGUCAUGGGAUGGAGAGAGUGGCUUACACUGCGCGAAGUUGUGGCUAUCUUUAACAAAGUGACUGGUUACAAAGCCAAGACUGUUCAACUUCCCAUGGGUCAGUUUGGGUUUGAUUGCCCACCUGACUUGAAGCCUGAGCUUCUGGAGAACUGGGCGUUUGCCAACGAGUAUGGGCUUGAGGGCAGUAAUGAUUCUGAUAUCAUUCACCCAAAGGACCUGGACUCGCCUCCCAAGUUGGGCACCGUUGCGGAUUGGCUGAAGAAGCAAGAUUGGGACAAGGUUAUCCCCAAAACAAAAGCAACUCGCGAAGGCUUCGCUCAACUACUACCAGACUCGUACGACUUUCAAGGCAUCAGCGUUCCCUCUCAUGUCGCCGAGCAACCAUUUUCAGACGAAGAAACCCUCCUCGGAGCAACAAACAGGGCACGAAAUGCCCAGAAAGAACUACCAGACGCCGACUUUUGGGUUGGAAUCGAGGGAGGAGUCGAGCCUCGUGACGGAUCAAUCUUUAAUUUUGCGUGGAUUGUCGUCAUUGGAAGGAAUGGAAAGCUGGGAAGGGCUCGAACUGCCGGAUACUUUCUGCCGGAGAAGACGUGUGAGUUGUUGAGGCAGGGCGUGGAGCUGGGACAUGCAGACGACAAGAUAUUUGGACAGACAAACUCCAAGAACAAGAAAGGCUCAGUUGGAAUUCUGACGGAUGGCGUUGUUGAUCGAGCGGACUUUUAUACCCAGGCGGUCAUCUUGGCUUUGAUUCCCUUCAAGAAUGCGUCAUUGACAUUCUGA